UACCUCGAGGAUUUGUAUUUCUCGGGGCACGACCACGACUCGGGCGAGAAGGUUAUUGCAGCCCUAGAGUACAGGACCCCAGGGACUCGCAGCGGCAAGGUCCUGGAGCGGACCAAGAUGGCGCUGAAGGGCUUCAGGCGCCUACCUCCAGCCCUCCACAUCGGCGAGCUGGAGUUCGCGCGGUGUCUGAUCUUCCUGUUUCGCGCGUACCUGAGGCCGAACGAGUGCUUGGGACUACGGGUCCACCAGUUGAUUCCGCCGCUGCCCAGCUCGGGCACCAAGUACUGGGCUCUGCCACUGGCACCAGAGGAGGAGGCCACCCCCACGAAGACCAAGGAGUUCGACGAGAGCCUGUUGCUCGACAGUCCCGAGCUGGUCUUUCUGUACCCGCGGUUCUCGACCUUGAAGAAGCGCUCUGGCCACGAGAACGUCUGGUCCUUCGACUAUCGGAAGUUCUCGAACCUCUUCAAACGCGUGGCCGGGCUCGUGGGCAUGGGUCAGUCAAACCUCCACCCGUACAUGAUGAGACAUGGGGGCGCCAGCGACGACGCCCUGAGGCAGACCCGCAGCAUGGGGGCCAUCAGGCGUCGGGGGCGUUGGGCAGCGGACGCAUCGGUGAAGCGAUGCGAGAAGCACGCCAGAGUGCUCAAGUCGCUAGAGUGCCUGCCCGAGAAGGCGCGCGACUACGGGAUCACCGUGGAGCGCCAGCUAAAGGCUCUCUUGUCACUGAAGGUGCGCGUGCCCGCGCCACCCGGCCUGGUCAUGAAGCGGCUACGUCCCGCCCAGGAGUAA
Molecule: messenger RNA, 792 nt
Organism: Prorocentrum cordatum
Lineage: Eukaryota; Dinophyceae; Prorocentrales; Prorocentraceae
Source: the annotation of a GenBank genome assembly